Molecule: messenger RNA, 1353 nt
Organism: Hyposmocoma kahamanoa
Lineage: Eukaryota; Metazoa; Arthropoda; Insecta; Lepidoptera; Cosmopterigidae
Gene: Vps25
Product: vacuolar protein-sorting-associated protein 25
Exons: 3
Coding region: 222-749 (175 amino acids)
Biological process (GO): inositol phosphate biosynthetic process; protein transport to vacuole involved in ubiquitin-dependent protein catabolic process via the multivesicular body sorting pathway
Cellular component (GO): nucleus; ESCRT II complex
Molecular function (GO): structural molecule activity; inositol-1,3,4,5,6-pentakisphosphate 2-kinase activity; protein homodimerization activity
Source: RefSeq, a predicted model, not a curated record
UUGGUUCAAUAAAUAUAAAAAUAGUUUUACUCAAUACACACAGUCACAUUGUGAAUGAACUACUCUAAUUUUCAUUACUCAUUCGAAAACCGUUCCAUAAUCAUAAUUCAUAUACGUCAAUGUCAAAUGGCUGAGUAAUCAGCUGGUAGCUAAAGAAAAAGCGAAAUAUUAUAUUUUUUCUUAAUUGAAAGAGCAAUUAGGCAGGGAAAGUAGUGUUAAUUAUGGCAGACAUUACGUGGCCUUGGCAGUACAAGUUCCCUCCCUUUUUUACAAUCCAACCACAUUCAGAAACAAGAGCAAAACAAUUAGAAGCUUGGCAACAACUUAUAGCUGAGUACAUGAAGGCGACAAAGCAAUCCACCAUAGACAUAAGAGAAUCACAAAACAGUGCUCUAUUUAACAAUACAGAGAUUAAUAGAAAGUUGUCACAAGAAGCCAUUUUAACUAUUCUAGAAGAAAUGGCGCGAACGGGGAGAGCCGCGCCCAUCGACAAGAGUAAAAAUGUGUGGGAAAUAUACUGGCACUCAUUAGACGAAUGGGGCAAUAUGAUUUAUAACUGGGUGUGUAAUAAUGGAAUGAAUAAUUCUGUCUGUACUCUUUUCGAAUUAAGGGAAGGUGACAGUACUGUUGAUGAAGAAUUCCACGGCCUCGACAUGAGUGUGCUGCUAAAGGCGCUGAAGUCUCUUGAGAAAAAGGGUCGCUGUGAGGUGAUGGACUUUGACGAGAACCAGGGCGUCAAGUUCUUUUAGCUUAUAACAAUCUCAAUGGCACUUGUUUGCUACUUAGAAGAUUCAUUUAAAAUGAAAGGAACUAAAGGGGCGGUAUGUUCAAGUCGGCUGCAAGGGUUUGUUUAAUUUAAUUUUUGUUUAACUAUAAAGUAACAAGACUGGAGCGAGACGAGAGCGGUGGUAGCACUGGGAGAACGGUUGCUUCUCAAAUGAGAAGUCCACAGUUUCAAUCUAGCAGCAACAUAUAUCUAUGACUUUGAUUUCUAAGUUAUGUAAACAUGUUAACCUUGUGAUGAAACAUGGCUGCUGAAGAAAGUUUACAUCUCACCGUCUCUUUAGAGGGUCAGCAAUGUCACCUGUAAAGCGCGUUUCCUUUGGCCAAACAGGUUUCCUAUGGCCAAACCAGUUUCUUAUGGCUAAGCGCGUUGCCUGUGGCCAGGCGCAUUUUCUAUGGCCAAAUGGGUUUCCUAUGGCCAAGCGGAUUUUCUAUGGUCAAGCAUGUUUCCUAUGGUCUUACCAUUAGAUAUACUCUUGACUCUUUAGUGUAAUUGUACUUGCCUCCAAUGCGUGGCAUCGUGGCAUCCAUGCCUAAAUUCAAAUACCUCUUCUAGAUAUUUCAUUCAAA